Messenger RNA from Acipenser ruthenus (sterlet), 3537 nucleotides. Its product is annotated as V-type proton ATPase 116 kDa subunit a 4-like. The record is from RefSeq and is a predicted model, not a curated record. Lineage: Eukaryota; Metazoa; Chordata; Actinopteri; Acipenseriformes; Acipenseridae. Gene Ontology annotation, molecular function: ATPase binding; proton-transporting ATPase activity, rotational mechanism. Gene Ontology annotation, biological process: vacuolar acidification; proton transmembrane transport. The coding region runs from base 64 to 2667 and encodes 867 amino acids. Gene Ontology annotation, cellular component: plasma membrane; vacuolar proton-transporting V-type ATPase complex; vacuolar proton-transporting V-type ATPase, V0 domain. The transcript has 21 exons.
UGUUUAUCAUUCAGCCACAAACCAACCAGGCAAUAUACCUUAAAGACAUCACCAUCUUGGUGGAUGUCAGUCUAUACUGUAACUUCACUGAGAGGAUCCACCAGUUUCCUGCACCAAGUCCCUCAUUUAAAAUCACAGGACCAGGGAGAGCAAGGGUACACCAUGGCAGGAGGGUCGUUGUUUCGGAGUGAGGAGAUGUGUCUGACACAGAUCUUUCUCCAGGUGGAAGCUGCAUACUGCUGCAUUGCUGAGUUAGGAGAGCUGGGCCUGGUCCAGUUCAGGGAUCUGAACAUGAAUGUGAAUGCCUUCCAGCGAAAAUAUGUCAAUGAAGUGAGAAGAUGUGAAUCUAUGGAACGAAUUCUCAGGUUCUUGGAAAAGGAGAUUGAGGGGGAACAGAUUGUGACCCAGGACUCUGAAGAGGAUCCCCCCAAGGCUCCCCUCCCACGGGAGUCAAUCGAAUUGGAGGCCGUUUUAGAGAAGCUGGAAUGUGAACUGCAAGAGACGAAUCGAAAUCAUCAGACCCUAAAAAACGACUUCCUGGAGCUGAACGAACUCAAGCACUUGCUCAAGAAAACUCAAGAGUUCUUUGAGAAAGAGGUAAAUAUACCUGAUGAACUUAAUGAAGACAGCAACGCUUUACUGGAAUUGCAUGGUGCACCUGCAGCUACUGGAAAACUUGGGUUUAUAACUGGAGUGAUACGAAGGGAGAAGAUGGCGUCCUUCGAGCGGCUGCUAUGGAGGGCCUGCAGAGGGAACAUCUAUGUGAAGCAGAGUGAUAUGGACACUGAGGUUAAAGAGCAUGUUAGAAAAGAGGAAGUAAAGAAAAAUGCCUUCAUCAUAUACUUUCAAGGGGAGCAACUGAAUCUUAAAAUUAAGAAAAUUUGCGAUGGGUUCCGAGCCUCAGUCUACCCAUGCCCAGAGAAUGCAAAUGAGCGACGUGAGACGGUUACAGGAGUGAACACCCGCCUGGAGGAUAUAAACAUAGUCCUUAACCAAGCUGAGGAACAUCGAAAGCGUGUGCUCCAGGAAGCAGCCAGAAACCUUCAGAACUGGAAAAUGAAAGUGCAAAAAAUGAAGGCCAUCUAUCAUACCUUGAACAUGUGCAACAUUGACGUGACCCAGCAGUGCUUGAUUGCUGAAACAUGGUGCCCUGUCACAGACAUGGACAAGAUCAAACAGGCACUCCAUCAGGGAAUGGAACAGACAGGUUCAACAGUCGCCCCUAUUGUGACAGUAAUAAACUCCAAGAUGGAGCCACCUACCUUUAAUAGAACCAAUCAGUUUACAGCCGGAUUUCAGAACAUUGUGGAUGCCUACGGUGUGGGGACCUACAGAGAAAUGAAUCCAGCUCCAUAUACCAUAAUAACAUUCCCCUUUCUGUUUGCGGUGAUGUUUGGGGACUGUGGGCAUGGGGCUGUCAUGUUAAGCUUUGCUGUAUGGAUGGUCUUCAAUGAGACGACUCUGAUGAAAACUAAGGGCAGCAAUGAGAUUUGGGACACCUUCUUUGGCGGCCGUUAUCUCAUUCUGUUAAUGGGCAUGUUCUCCAUUUAUACUGGCUUCAUCUACAAUGACUGCUUUGCCAAGUCCUUUGACAUCUUUGGGUCUUCCUGGCAUGUUAAACCAAUGUUUCUGAAUAAAACCUGGAAUGAUCAUGUCCUAGAAGACAAUAUUUUACUGCAGCUUGACCCAGCAGUGCCAGGAGUCUACUCAGGGAAUCCUUAUCCCUUUGGCAUUGACCCGAUAUGGAACAUCGCUACGAACAAGCUAACUUUUCUGAACUCCUAUAAAAUGAAGAUGUCUGUUGUUCUUGGUAUUGCCCAGAUGAUGUUUGGAGUCAUUUUAAGCCUUUUGAAUCACCUCUACUUUAAGAGGAUGAACAUUGUCCUGCAGUUCAUCCCUGAGAUGCUUUUCCUCACCUGCUUGUUUGGCUAUCUGGUCUUCAUGAUCAUCUUCAAGUGGUGUGCCUAUGACGUUCACACCUCUCAUCAAGCUCCCAGUAUCCUCAUUCACUUCAUCAACAUGUUCAUGUUUAACUACAACGACCCCACUAAUGGACCUUUGUACACAUAUCAGCAAGCGGUUCAGAGUUUCUUGGUCAUUCUCGCCCUGGUUGCUGUGCCAUGGAUGCUGCUGAUUAAACCUUUUGUUCUACGUGCUAAUCACCUAAAAUCACAGCGCAUGAAAGCCAGUGGCCCAGAAGAGAUUGAGGUAGAUAUCCUUCAACCAGACCCCUCCAGCCACUCUGACCGCGAUGGUGGGCAUGAUGAGCAUGCUGAUGAGUUUAACUUUGGAGACAUCUUUGUGCACCAAGCCAUCCACACCAUUGAGUACUGCUUGGGCUGCAUCUCCAAUACAGCCUCUUACCUGCGUCUCUGGGCUCUUAGCUUGGCACAUGCACAAUUAUCUGAAGUGCUGUGGACUAUGGUGAUGCACAUGGGCCUCUGCAGCUCCAGCUGGGGGGGGCUGAUUGGGGUGCUGAUCAUCUUUGCUGCGUUUGCUGUUUUAACCAUUGCUAUUCUCCUGGUUAUGGAAGGACUCUCUGCUUUCCUCCAUGCCCUGCGUCUACACUGGGUGGAGUUUCAGAACAAGUUCUACACAGGAACAGGCCACAAGUUUACUCCCUUCAGUUUUGAAGCCAUCUUGUCCGGAUUUACUGAAGAUGCAUAGCCAUUUUAUUUGAAAACAAAAUGAAUCUUUAAAAAAUUGUGUUGUUUCAAAUCCUAAAUCAAGAUUGUGUUCAUGGAGUAAGGAAUGAUUAUUACUAUAGGAGGCAGUGUGGUCCAGUGGUUAAAGUCCAAGGCUUGUAACCAAAAGGCCACCUGUUCAAAUCCCACCUGUGCAACUGAUUGACUCACUGUGUGACACUGAGCAAAUCACUUAACCUCCUUGUGCUCUAUCCUGCAGAUGAGAUGUUAAGUCAAUGUCCUAUUGUAACCUCCAUAAAGAUCUGAACUUAAAUGUAUUGAUGCAUAUGCUGCAAUUUCUUUCAUUCAAAUGAUUUGUAUUGCUGUUUUUUCUUCAUAUUUUUAAAGUGUGGUUACAUACAGUAAAAUAAUAAAUACAUUGGAAGGUAUGUUAAUAAAACACAAGUCAAUUUGUUAUGCAAAAUAGAAUACUGCUGGCAUAUAAGGAACUUCAGCUCAACACUUCCUUAUACACCGUGAAAGGAAAGAGAUUCAAUUCCACCUUGCUUCCACGUAAUACAUGGAAAUAACAAUAAGUUAGCUGGUCUUAUUGUGCAAUAUGUAUAUAAAAGAAAAAAAUACAUUCUAAAUAAAGUCUAGGAAUGAUACGCAUUAUCCGUGGAUAAUACCUUCUUUUCAUUUGUUUAGUACGAUUCUGAAUAUUGUUUUACAAAGCAUUUGGAAACUUGAUAAUGUGGUUGUGCAUAAAUCUCUCUCUCCCCCUCUCUCUCCUUUUUAACAAAGAUUGAGAAACUAAAGCCUAACGCCUUAGCCACAGGGGAGUUAGCGCCAUUUGUUUUUAUUCAAAAGAUCUCAAUAGGAUAUAUUGUCAACAGAGUAGACAUGACGUCUG